AUGGCCAAGCACAGCUCCGAGGGCGACCUGUGGGUGGCGGUGCAGGGGAAGGUCUACGACGUCACGGCGUGGCUGCCGCGCCACCCGGGCGGCGACCUCCCGCUGCUCAGCCUGGGCGGGCAGGACGUGACGGACGCCUUCGUCGCGUACCACCCGGCCUCCGCGUGGCGGGUCCUCGACCGCCACCGCGUCGCCACGCUCGCCGACUACCGCGUCUCCGAGGUGUCCCGCGACUACCGCCGCCUCGCCGCCGAGCUCGCCCGCGCGGGGCUCUUCGACCGCAAGGGCCACGGCUGCGCCGCCUCGCUCUGCGCCAUGGCCGCGCUGCUCGCCGGCGCCGUCUGGCUCGUGCUCGCCACCGCCAGCGCCGCCGCGCACAUGGCGGCCGCCGUCAUGCUGGGCUUCCUCUGGAUGCAGUCGGGCUUCCUCGGCCACGACUCGGGCCACUACGUCGUCAUUCGGAGCAAGGCGCUCAACCGCGCCGUGCAGCUCGUCGCCGUGCAGCUCCGCGCGGCGGCCAAGAGCGAUGCGCGGCGGCCGGGAUAG
Messenger RNA from Panicum virgatum (switchgrass), 546 nucleotides. Its product is annotated as delta(8)-fatty-acid desaturase 2-like. Gene Ontology annotation, molecular function: oxidoreductase activity, acting on paired donors, with oxidation of a pair of donors resulting in the reduction of molecular oxygen to two molecules of water. The record is from RefSeq and is a predicted model, not a curated record. The coding region runs from base 1 to 546 and encodes 181 amino acids. Gene Ontology annotation, cellular component: membrane. Lineage: Eukaryota; Viridiplantae; Streptophyta; Magnoliopsida; Poales; Poaceae. The transcript has a single exon. Gene Ontology annotation, biological process: lipid metabolic process.